AUGAGUGGCCGAGGAAAAACCGGUGGUAAAGCCCGCGCUAAGGCAAAGACCCGAUCCUCCAGGGCCGGGCUCCAGUUCCCGGUGGGCCGUGUCCACAGGCUGCUGAGGAAGGGCAACUAUGCGGAGCGUGUCGGUGCCGGAGCUCCGGUCUACCUGGCGGCGGUGCUGGAGUACCUGACCGCUGAGAUCCUGGAGCUGGCUGGAAACGCCGCCCGCGACAACAAGAAGACCAGGAUCAUCCCGCGCCACCUGCAGCUGGCGGUCCGUAACGACGAGGAGCUCAACAAGCUGCUGGGCGGAGUGACCAUCGCUCAGGGCGGCGUGCUGCCCAACAUCCAGGCGGUUCUGCUGCCCAAGAAGACCGAGAAGCCCGCAAAGUCCAAGUAG
Molecule: messenger RNA, 387 nt
Organism: Chelmon rostratus (copperband butterflyfish)
Lineage: Eukaryota; Metazoa; Chordata; Actinopteri; Chaetodontiformes; Chaetodontidae
Product: histone H2A-like
Exons: 1
Coding region: 1-387 (128 amino acids)
Cellular component (GO): nucleosome
Molecular function (GO): protein heterodimerization activity; structural constituent of chromatin; DNA binding
Source: RefSeq, a predicted model, not a curated record